This is a messenger RNA of Xyrichtys novacula (pearly razorfish), 305 nucleotides long. The record is from the annotation of a GenBank genome assembly. NCBI's taxonomy places the organism in Eukaryota, Metazoa, Chordata, Actinopteri, Labriformes, Labridae.
AUGACCCCAGUUCACCUUCUUCUUGCUUUUAUUAUCUGUCCACCAGUGCCUGUAAAAGAGCAGCAGAAAUCCAGGUCUUAUGCUUUAAGGUGAGUUUGUUUGUGUGUGCCCAUGAAUGUGUGAUUGUGCAUGUGCCACAAAUGUUAAAUCUCUCCAACCCUUUUUCUGUUUGUGUCUCUCUUAUCUCGCUCAGAAUGUUUGCAGAACUGAGAGAAAGUCAUGGCUGGCUGUGCAGCAGUUUGUACAUAAUGAAGAAAGAGACAGAUCAACAUACCAACAACCCCACCUUCCUCACCCAUCCCUGA